GGCUGAACUGCUGUCAGCGUACAGAAGAUGGUGGCGGCUGCAGCCGCUGUGUUUUGCGCGCCGCAGCAGAAAUGCGCACAGAAGCGGUUCAGCUGCCCCCAAAUGGUCAAAUAACCAGGAAAGAAGACAUUCAUGCUUCUUUACAGGGGAAACAAAGGCGGGACUUUGGAGCAGCCCUGAUAUCAAAUUAUUCUUAAAUGAAAGUGGUUUUAUUUGGAUGUGUGACCAGCAUCCCAGCAGAGCUCAGCCAGUUAAAGUGGACGGAUCAGAGCGGCGCUAAGCUGUAACCUGUGGGGCUGAGGUGUGAAUGUGGAGGGGGGCGUGGAGAGGAGGUGGAGACCCCCUUUUUUUUUUUUUUUUUUUUUUUUUUUUCUUGUUUAGGUUUUUGUGGCAUUUGGAAGCGGUGACCCAUCGAUAGCGAGCAAACUUUACGCCGGUUAAAAAAGAGAAAAUCGCAGGACUCUUAGACUCUGCUCAAGGUGAUGUUUUUCUUUGCAGCUGUCACUCAGGAACAGCCACGGUGAGAUUAUUUGGACCAUCGGGACGUUUCCCCUCCUUUUUUUUUUCUGGGGCGCAGUCUCUGUCACGAUGGUUUGGUGCCAUGUGGCAGGAUAUUAAAACACAACGCUGGAUUGAAAGUGCUUUAUGCAUAUCCUCGGGGAGCGUCACCAGGUGAUUAUGCAGUAAAUCCAAAUAUUUAAUUAGGUGACCACAUCCUGUGGACCUGCUGGCACAAAGAUCUCUUGAGUUUGGUGGAGUGGAAAGUCAGGAAAGGACGAGGCUCUGUCCGUAAAAACAGUUGCCAUUAGGCCCCGGAGCAAGCAGCAUGUCUGGAUUUAAAAGCCUCUGCGCUCAUGUUACUGUUGAUCUUAUUCCAGCAACAGAAGUGACAACAACUCUGCAGCAGAACUGCUUUGCGUGAAGGCUUGCCAAAUAAACAAAACAUGGGCUCGUUGAGGAAGUAGCUAUUUUUGAAUUUGCUCAAUGAAAAUGAGGAAAAACUGAACGGAUCAAGUGGACUGGACAUUGAAGUAUUAAUUUUAUUGACUUAUUUAUUGGGCUCUCCAAAUUUAGCUGCAACUUCAGGCGUCCUCUGAGCUCAUGUAUUGAUUUUCAUUCAGCUUUUUCAGUUUGGCCCAUUAUUUUCGCAGUUUUUCUGAAUAUUUUUCUAAUGAGUGAAUCAAAGCCUUGGCUGCUUAGUCGACUUGGACUGGAUCAGCAGGCAGUGGACCUUGCAGUUUCGAGUGCGUCAAAACAGAGGGGAAUGUAGAGGAAUGCAGAGACUGACGUCAAGAGGGCAAUAAUGAACUGCUCUAAAACUUUAGUCUGCUGGUCCAGUUACAGCCAGAGAUCUGUAAACUGAGUAGAUGCUUUGAAAGCUGUGCUUUGUGUUCAUUUUGUUGGGGCUGGAUACUUUGCCUUACCUCUCUGUCUACAUUUUCUCACAAGUCACUGUUUUCUUCUUGCUUAUUGAUAGAGAAAAAAAAAGACAGUAUGGCAUCUCCCCAACAUCAACAGCUGUUGCCUCACAACACAGAAGUGUGCUGUGACUCAAGUGGAGAUGGAGGCGUCUCGGUGAGAAUUGGCAGCAGUGUCAAACACAAGCAUGUUGGAGGGCCCCUGGGUUCAAUCGGGGGAGGCUUCAUAGGAGCAACCAAGCACUGCAAGUACAGCAUUUCUUCGAGCUGUAGCUCCGGGGAGUCUGGAGUGAGGAGGCCGGUGGUCAAGAGCUUUCGUGGUCACAAGGGGAUGCCUCAGCUCUUUGAGAGGUCGGCAGGCCAUUUCUGGGACCCAAAGUUUGACUCCUCGAUCUUGGAGGAGGCCUGUCGAGAACGGUGUUUCCCCCAGACUCAGCGUCGCUUCCGCUAUGUGCUUUUCUUUUUGGUGGCCGCCAGUUUCCUCUGGGGGGUGUAUUUUGCUGCCAAUCCAUCUCGUUGUGACAGGGUUAUUUUUCUGCUUCCCACCACUUCCUUUCUUCUCUUCUGCCUACUUCUCUUUCUCUUGACUUUUACCAAGCUGUACUCUCGCUGCUACAACCUAGCAUCUCUGCUGCUUGUCCUUGUAACCUUUAUCUUGACUCUGGCCCCCCAAAUCCAGACAUUAGGCUUUAGGGACUCAGAUAUUUCCACGCCUGUGCCUGAAGUAGAAGAAUGGAGUGACAUGGGGCUCAUUUACAACCAGUCCUAUGAGAAGCUUGUGAGAAGUAGCUGCAGGUCUCCUUGUCUUUCAUCUGUAGGCACCUUCUCCCUCUGUAUCGAGGUUCUUCUUCUGUUGUAUAGCGUCCUCCACUUUCAUCUUUAUGCCUCUGUCCUGCUGGGAGUUUUCUACUCUGUCUUGUUUGAGAGUUUGGGCUGGCUGCAACUGACCCAGACAGAGGAGAACUGGAGCCUAGCCUCUCCAGCAGACUGGGAAACACUCAGCUGGUUGGGCCCAGCCAAAGCCUUGCUUCAUCUUUGCGCUCAUGCCAUUGGCAUCCACCUGUUCAUCAUGUCUGAAGUGCGUUCACGCAGCACCUUUCUUAAGGUUGGACAAGCCAUCAUGCACGGCAAAGACCUGGAGGUGGAGAAAGCCUUGAAGGAAAGAAUGAUUCACUCUGUCAUGCCCAGAAUUGUGGCAGAUGAGUUGAUGAAGCAGGGUGAUGAGGAGAUUGGCGACAGUUCGAUGAAACGUUACUCCACUAGUGGUGCAGCUGCCGUCAUCUCCAGCCCAAAAAACAACAAACGCAAGAAAACCUCUAUCCCCCGAGGCCAGAUCAUCUUCAGGCCCUUCAACAUGAAACGAAUGGAGCCUGUUAGCAUCCUCUUUGCAGACAUUGUUGGCUUUACCAAAAUGUCUGCCAACAAAUCAGCUCAUGCUUUAGUUGGGCUUUUAAACGACUUGUUUGGACGUUUUGAUCGACUUUGUGAACUUACAGGCUGUGAGAAGAUCAGCACGCUAGGAGACUGUUACUAUUGCGUGGCUGGUUGUCCAGAACCCAGACCGGACCAUGCGUACUGCUGCGUAGAAAUGGGCCUGGGCAUGAUUCAGGCCAUUGAGCAGUUCUGCCAGGAGAAGAGGGAGAUGGUGAACAUGAGGGUGGGUGUUCACACUGGGACCGUGCUGUGUGGGAUCCUGGGCAUGAAACGCUUCAAGUUUGACGUUUGGUCGAAUGAUGUCAACCUGGCCAAUCUGAUGGAGCAGCUGGGCGUAGCUGGAAAAGUCCACCUAUCACAAGCCACGUUCAACUUCCUGGAUGAUCGUUACCAGCAUGAAGAUGGACAGGUGAAUGAGAGGAUCGGACAAAGUGUGGCAGACCAGCUCAAAGGCAUGAGGACCUACCUUAUCUCUAGCAGAAAGGUUGAGUCCCUAUGUAACUGCUCCCAGAUGGGACUGUCUAGACCAGAACAUGCAGACUUUCAGUGUCCUGUGCCCAGAUUGCACACGCCUGAUGGAGCUGCUUUAGCCUGCACCCUUCCCCAAGACAAAUCCAAGUCUCCCUGUCUGUCCUGCAGUAUGACCCUAAUAGCAGGAGAGGAUCAGGUUCUAGAGGAAGGAAUAGUGCACAAUGGCUGCCGUGAAGACAACAAAACAAAUAGCAAGGACUCUUCAAAUUUGAAGUGCUCCCCUGCGAUAUCUGCUGGGCGCAGCCCCAAAACUGUGAAUGGUCUUCUCAGUCCUCAGCUGGAGGCCUUGAAUAAUAGCCAGACGUCGCUGUGCGAGAUGCUGCAGGAAAAGGAGAAGAAGACAUGGAGUGGAGGAGCCAUGGGCAUGGACCACUCGGCGCUCAUCCCUCUGCGGUCCAAAAACUUCAGGGAGAGGAGUGACGCUCACUUUGUGGAUGUUAUCAAGGAGGAUAGUCUCAUGAAGGAUUAUUUCUACAAACCUCCCUUAAACAAGCUGAGCCUCACCUUCUUGGAGAAGAGCCUGGAGUCUGCUUACAGGAUAAGCUACCAGGAGGAGGUGGAAAACCAAGCAGCGGUGCAGACAUUUGCCAGUCCGACAUUCAGUUCUUUCCUGGAUAUGCUUCUGUGCUGUUUAGUAGUUUUUGCCCUCUCAAUUGCCUGUUUCCUUCGACCACAAGUAACUCAGCAGAGCGUUUCCAGACUGGCUCUUACUCUGACAUCUGUAGCUGCAAUACUGGAGGCUCUGGCUUUGUUGUUUGCUAUACGUAUGGCUUUCUACCUGGACAGUGUGCUGAGCUGCACUCGGGUGCUGAUGAGAGCCGUCUCAGGCUGGGUGAUGCGUCACUUAAUCGGAGCUGUCCUGGUGUCUCUGCCUGGUGUGGUGGUCCUCUCCCACGUCUCCUGUGACAUGCAUCUUUCUAUUCAGUACACCAUGUUCAUCUGUUGUGCGAUCAUCAUAGCUAUUAUUCAGUAUUGUAACUUCUGCCAGCUCAGCUACUGGAUGCGCUCAGCAGUGGCUACACUGGUGGGACUCGUGAUGCUUGUUUUGCUCUUCAGCUCUCCCUGCAGGACUGAUGCUCAAAACAAUGUUGGCAACAGCUCCAUCUUUUUGUCUGACAACCCAACAAGUUCUGACCCGCAAACCCACCUAAAAAUCCUUGCUCCCGAAGCCUGCGUGGCCUUUUUCCUUCUCCUCCUCCUGGUCUGGUUCCUUAACCGUGAGUUUGAGGUCAGCUACCGUUUGCAUUACCAUGGCAAUGUGGAAGCCGAUCAACACCGCAUCAAGAUUCAGAACAUGAGAGACCAGGCCGACUGGCUGCUUCGCAAUAUAAUUCCGAUUCAUGUGGCCGAGCAACUUAAGGUGACCCAGAGUUACUCUAAGAACCACGACAAUGUGGGGGUUAUAUUUGCCAGUAUUGUUAACUUCAGUGAGUUUUAUGAAGAAAGCUAUGAGGGAGGCAAGGAGUGCUAUCGUGUCCUUAAUGAGUUAAUUGGUGACUUUGACGAGCUCCUACGCAGGCCUAUCUUUGCAAACAUCGAAAAGAUCAAGACGAUCGGUGCCACUUACAUGGCAGCGGCUGGACUCAACGCUCAGCAGUGCGCAGAUGCAGCUCAUCCUCACGCACACCUUCGUGCUCUCUUUGAGUUUGCCCUGGAGAUGAUGCGAGUGGUGGAUGACUUCAACAAGAACAUGCUUGGCUUUGGCUUCAAGCUCCGCAUUGGAUUCAAUCACGGCCCUCUGACAGCAGGGGUGAUCGGAACCACAAAGCUCCUCUACGAUAUCUGGGGCGACACUGUCAACAUUGCAAGCCGCAUGGACACGACAGGUGUGGAGUGUCGCGUUCAGGUCAGCGAGGAGAGCUACUGUGUCCUCAGUGGCAUGGAUUAUGAAUUUGAUUAUCGGGGCACAGUUAAUGUCAAAGGCAAAGGUCAGAUGAAGACUUUCCUUUUCCCAAAAAGCAGUGACAGUGGUCCUGUACCUCAGUACCAGCUCUCUGUCUCGCCUGAGAUUCGAGCGCAGGUGGAUGGCAGCAUUGGGCGCUCUCCCACUGAUGAAAUUGCUAGCAUGGUCCCCACAACGAGCAUGAUUGCGAGCUGUACCAAUACAAUGGUACCCAGCGCCAGCGCUGGUUCCUCAAAUCUUACAGGUCUCAGUCAAACAAAAGAGGCAGAAAUCCAUCACAGAAGUCACUCCACAGGAACUUCUUAUCCCAGACGAUCAGUGUCUCACAGUGGCCUAACAUCCAUACCUGUAGCCAGUCUUGAAGGACAAUCGUCAAAUAACAAACAGCUUAUCAUCUCAUCCUCAGUCCAGCAAGAUACACCCCGAAAUCCAACAAAGUCCUCGAAAGACGUCAAGAAAGACAAACAUGAGAAUGAUAAUGACGUCAAUGCUGGAGAGUUAACCAGGCUUUAGGCAUUUGCUACAAUGGCACUUUUCUUAUCUGCCUUUGAACCUUUAAGCUAUUGUUCCUGCAGGUUGACAUGUAUACAUGCUAUAGUUUUGGUCCUACUUAAGGUGGAGGUGGAAGUUUUGAAAGAAUAUGUGAACUUUUUUUUUUAUCAGCCAUGAUUCAGGUGGUUUGUUGUAUAAAUAUGAUAGACUGAUUUUAUCAAGAGCUUGGUGGACCUCACAAAGGUUGUUAGGCAGGAACACAUAAGAAACUGGGAAAAUGUUGCAGCUGAUGCUGAUUUCCCUUCUUGCCUGCUAAAAAUCUCACAGUCUCCCAUUAACUUACUUGAUUAUCUUUGCACUUUUAAUAUUGAUUAUUUUUUCAAAUGUCUUUUAAGUGCCUUUAGAAUAGAAUAAGAUACAAACUAGGCCUUUUUGACUAAGAAAAUGGCAUAAAGGGAAAAUAAGAACACAUUUGGGGGGUGGAAUAUUUGCUUUUCUUACAGCUUUACUUUUUAAAGUGCAGUAUGUUUUGCUAUGACACUUUUGCCUUUGUGUUCAAGAGUAAAUCAAAGUGAAAAGUAUUAAUAUUUGUGGUAAGUUGGAAAAAAAACCCCACUAUUCUAACAUGGUAAAACCUGCACAAAAACGCUGCAGUGCCUCUGUGUUAAAACCAGAAAAUUCCACAUGAACGUUCUAGCCAGGACUAAUCGAUACAGGCAGACAAGUCUGAGCUGUGUGAGUGUAUUUCCAUAAAUGCAGUGUAAUGCAUCUCUGUGUUUAUUGUCUAACUUCAGGCAGGGUUUAAACAGUAGAGGUAGCUGUGAGCUACACAAAUGUCUUGUCCAAAUUGCAAAAUUACACUUAUUUGGGGGUAGGUGGGUGGGGGGAUGAUGAAAUCUUGUUUGCUGAUGUGGCAGCUUAUUCUCUACACACAGAUAAAAUCUUUGUAUUGUCACAACACUUAGGGAUGAUUUCCUCAGCUAUAUUUAUUCCGCAUGCUUGCGACAUCAUAAGCUUGUAGUAUUUGUGCCCUCUGCCCAAACUCCUGACUCUUGUGAGAAAUCAAACUAUUAAGGAGGAUUUCUAUGGCUUCUACAAUGAACUGGUGUACCUGUGGAUUAAAACUAUGACUUCAGAUGGACUUGAGGAAAAAAAAAACUGCCUAAAGAUUGGAAAUAAUUACGUUGUGUUUUAAAGUAGUUGAUAGUUAUUUUUUCAAGACGAUGAUAAUCAGUAGAAUGUAAUUUAUUUGCAUUUGUUACAUGGAAUUUGAACUGUUUAAGACCCUGCUCUGUAGUAUGUGAACGACAGUAGGCUACUGGAUGCAAACAAUGUUGACGCUUUUGCUGCCUCAAACUUUCAACUGCAUGUAACUUAAUGUGAUAGCACUGUAAAAGCAAAAAUGGUAAUUCUUGAGCUUUAAUUGUUUUUGGUUUAUGUUGAAUCAUUAUAAAUGUAUCUGCAUUUUCUAUUGGCAAAAAGGACUGUGUGCUCAAAAGCAAAAAGGUUUACUGUGAAGUCUGCUUGUCUUAUUUUGAGUUUUGUUUGAAUCUUUUCAAACUGCCAUUUCACAUUCAGAAUUUGUAAUACAGCAAAAAUUAAUAUUGCAUAAAAAACAAUAAGCUUUAUCUUUUUUUGUUAAUUAUAUUGUAUUUUGUAUUUGAUAUUAAAGAAUAGAGGAAUGGUAUUAGGUUAAAGUUGGAAUGUCUUGUACAUUUUGAUUCAGAUUUGAUUCAAUUUUGUCCUCACUUUAAGUUGAUUUAAUUUCUUGUAACAAUUUAUAUUUUUGCUUGGGUCACCUUUAAUUUUGAUAGUUUUUUCUAAGAUAUAUGAGCAGUGCCUUUUCUUGAAUUAAAUGUAAAAUUUCACAUUAAAAACAUUAUUUUGAAUCCCUUUUAUAAUUAGUAUUUUUAUGUGCAUAUAGAAUGUGCCAAAAGUUUGUCUAAAAAUAGUAAUAAAGGUUAAAAGGGAAAUAACCUCAUUUUGCAAAUGAGCACACAACCCUUGUAGCAACCCAUAAUUUGUUACACAACAAUAAAGGGAAAAUAGUUAUCUAAUGUAAAGUGCUAGUGGAGGUAGAAAUUUGAGUGUCUUAAAAAGCAAACAUGAACAUACCUUUAAUUUUGUCUUUGUAAUUUUGAUAAGCUUAUUCAAAUUUUGUGUUUUUGUGAUCAUACUUUUUCUGUGGACAAGAAAAAAAAAGAAUCUCUAUACAUGUUUGUAGGCAGUUUUUUUGUGUACAUGAGCAUACAGUUUGAGUUGAAUAUGCCUAAUUAAUUGAGUUGUAAGUGACAUUCUGAACCAGCAGAAACACACACUGGGAAUAUGUUGACGCCAAAGAGUGUCAUUGCCAUCUCUUACAAUUUCUUUGCUUAUCUUUAAGACUUUUUUGUCUUUUUCAUCAGAUCUUACACAGUCAAACUGUUAAAAUAUAAUUGCACAAGGGUUUCAUUUUUAUGUGCUUUAUGCUUUUCUAUUGUAAACCAUCUAAGCAUUGUUUAUUAUUUAUAUAAAUGCAUGCAUUAGAGUAUUAGUUUAAAGAGCUGCAAAACUUCAAUGUUGAAAUAAUACUUAUGUUCGCAUGUUACCUCUGAGUGUUUGUGAAAGUGUUUUGUGUGUAUUUUUUGAGAUCCUUGGAAAGAUAAGAAAUUUUAUCGAAACUUUCAUUAUAGCAAGAAAUAUAACAUGCAAAGGCUUUAAUCAAUACAAAUUUCUUUUUCUUUCUCAACUCACUAAAUAAAAUGUGGAGACACUAAGUUACAUGCUGGUAGGUAGGAUUGGACUAGUAAUUUCAUGUAGAAAACCAUUUUAUUCCCUUAUUUUUGAAAAUGUUUUUGUACAUAGCUCGCUGAUAGGUGAAGUGGAAGUUGUUAAAUAAAGAUGGUUGCUGGGAA
This is a messenger RNA of Austrofundulus limnaeus, 8672 nucleotides long. RefSeq names its product adenylate cyclase 9 (gene adcy9b). Gene Ontology annotation, cellular component: plasma membrane. The transcript has 9 exons. NCBI's taxonomy places the organism in Eukaryota, Metazoa, Chordata, Actinopteri, Cyprinodontiformes, Rivulidae. Gene Ontology annotation, biological process: adenylate cyclase-activating G protein-coupled receptor signaling pathway; intracellular signal transduction; cyclic nucleotide biosynthetic process. The record is from RefSeq and is a predicted model, not a curated record. Gene Ontology annotation, molecular function: adenylate cyclase activity. Bases 1495 to 5799 code for a protein of 1434 amino acids.